Messenger RNA from Ectocarpus siliculosus, 1575 nucleotides. The record is from the annotation of a GenBank genome assembly. NCBI's taxonomy places the organism in Eukaryota, Phaeophyceae, Ectocarpales, Ectocarpaceae.
AUGGCACAGAGACACCUAUACUCAGCGAUAAGGAGAGGGGAUGCCGAGGGAGAUGGGGGCCGCGACGCUACUGCUGUAGAGCUGGACGGGCUGCUGUCCUGGUUUGUUGAGCACGGGGGAUCCAUGACCAAGCUGUGCCUGGAAGACCUUGGGGGAGAAAUGAGCCUCAGCUUGUUGACUGGGCAGGCCCUUAACAAGGGAGAGGUUGUCAUGUCCAUCCCCAUCUCGCUGUGCAUGACGGUAGACUCGGUCCUGGCCCUGCACCUCAUGGCCGAGAGAAGAAAGGGCGACGGGUCUUUCUGGAAACAGUACCUACGAACCCUCCCAGACGACGUGGACACACCUCUACGGUGGCUGGUGGAACAGGCGGAGGAGGAGUUCCGGUUGCUGGAUGGCACCAUGGUCGGGCUGUUGUCGAGAAUGAUGCACUCUCAGGUACGGAAGGACUGGGAGGAAUUUCACCUGCCGUUGGUGGAAGCGCAUCCGGAGAUCCUCGGCGGGGUAACUUUCGAGGACUACUUGUGGGCUAUGUCCUCGAUAUGGAGCCGCUCUUUCGACUAUCAAGAGCCGGGGCCGGACGAUUCUCCUUGCAGCCGUAGGGCGAUGGUGCCAGUAAUCAACGCAGCCAACCACGAUCCUUCGGCCGCGGACUCUCUGUCGGAGAUGAUAGAGUUCCAGGCGCAAGAAGGUGGCCUUUCCAUGGGCAUCGGAGAACCGGGAAGGGCCCGAGGGACGCUUCGCGUCUCCGCCGGCAGAGACUACGCCGCCCGAGAGCAGUUUUUCAUCCUCUACGGCCGCUACUCGAACGCCAAGCUGCUCUACAGCUACGGCUUCGUGUUGGCGAGCAAUCCUUACGGCGGCUUGGACUACUGGGUGAGGGUGCCGCAAACUGACCCGGGCUUCGCAUGGAAGCAGGCUUUGUUGGACGAGCACCCGCUCACGGCGGCGCAGGCGUACGACUUUUCGGGAACCGUGCGAGCGGGAGGAUGGAUCUCCCCGGCGUUGCUCGCCACCGUUCGCGUGGCGCAACUCACCGCCGACGAGAGGCCGGUGGCUGAGAAAGCGUUCGAAGGGAAGAUGGUUACUCCUAGGAAUGAGGCGGCUAGCUUGGGGGCCCUGCUAGCCGGACUUCGGCGAAAGCUAACAACUCUAGGGGGCACCGCCGAUGAGAGAAGCCCGUCAGGUUGGGAGAAGGAAAAGCAAGAUAUCGCUGCGCUCGAAGGUGAGCUCGAGCGCCGGCAGCAGCGGCGACAACCUCACGGGGGAGAAGGGGAGUUGGCCGGAGGCGAAGAGGAGGGGGGGGAUAGGGGUAAGGAAGAGGAGCGUGGGGACGGGGGAGCGGGUGCUGCCAUCACCGCCGCCGCCGCCGCCUCUCGAUGUUCCGCUUCUGGUGCUGCUGCCAUCAAGUCCCUCCGGAGGAGGGUUGCGGCCGCUAGGGUCCGACUCGAAGAGAAGGCGGUGGUAGCCGACGCAAUCUUGGCCCUGGAAGCGUCGCUUCGAGAGUUGCAGGCGGCGGCAUCGUCCGGGGUGGGGGCGGUCGCUUCUUUUGAGACAUUGGACUGCCGUACAGGUUAA